Messenger RNA from Tarenaya hassleriana, 2123 nucleotides. Its product is annotated as synaptotagmin-4. Gene Ontology annotation, molecular function: lipid binding. NCBI's taxonomy places the organism in Eukaryota, Viridiplantae, Streptophyta, Magnoliopsida, Brassicales, Cleomaceae. The record is from RefSeq and is a predicted model, not a curated record. Bases 195 to 1898 code for a protein of 567 amino acids. The transcript has 13 exons. Gene Ontology annotation, cellular component: endoplasmic reticulum.
AUCUUUAGUUAUUGAUUAAUCGAUUGUCUCUGUUUCUGUUAUUCUCCUUCCAACGCACUCGCGCUUUCUCGAAGCAGAGCAUUCUGUUUUUCCUCUCACAGAUGCGACGAUGAAUCUGAGAUUAAAGAAAAAGCGCUGAAAUUUUUUCUGGGUUCGAUCCAUUUUCAUGUGGGUUCCUCUUAAAUCGAGGAAAAAUGGGAUUUUUCUUCGGUUUGGUAAUCGGAAUCGCCGUCGCCGUCGGUUUGGUCAUCGCCUUCGCGCGGUAUUCUAAUGUCCGAUCGAAAAGUCGAGCUGAAUUGGCGAGAACCAUUGCAGCUUUUGCAAGGAUGACGGUUCAAGAUUCCAGGAAAAUCCUUCCCGGUGAAAGUUAUCCUUCCUGGGUUGUGUUCUCGCAGAGACAGAAGUUAAAUUGGUUUAAUCUCCAACUCGAAAAGAUCUGGCCUUAUGUAAAUGAGGCAGCUUCUGAGCUGAUCAGGAGCAGUGUGGAACCAAUUCUUGAACAAUAUAGACCAGCUGUAUUAGCAUCUCUCAAGUUUUCAAAACUGACCCUUGGGACUGUGGCUCCUCAGUUCACAGGAGUUUCGGUUUUAGAAAGCGAAAGCGGAAGUGACGGGAUUACGAUGGAACUGGAAAUGCAAUGGGAUGGCAACCCGAAAAUCGUUUUGGAUAUCAAGACCUUGGUUGGUGUGGCUCUACCGAUCGAGGUGAAAAAUAUCGGAUUCACGGGGGUUUUCAGGCUGAUCUUCAAACCUCUAGUCGACGUAUUCCCCUGCUUCGGCGCAGUUUCUUAUUCCCUGAGAGAGAAGAAAGAGCUUGAUUUCACCCUAAAAGUUAUCGGCGGCGACAUAUCAGCGCUUCCGGGGAUAUCAGACGCGAUUGAGGAAACUAUUCGAGAUGCUAUUGAGGACAGCAUAACGUGGCCUGUUAGGAAAAUCGUACCGAUUCUGGCGGGAGAUUACAGUGACUUGGAGUUAAAACCUGUUGGGACAUUGGAGGUGAAGCUUGUGCAGGCCAAGGACUUGACUAACAAAGACCUCAUCGGAAAAUCUGAUCCCUACGCCAUGUUAUUCAUUCGCCCAUUGCGUGAGAAAACGAAAAAGAGCAAAACAAUCAAUAACUCGUUGAAUCCAAUUUGGAAUGAACACUAUGAGUUCAUAGUGGAAGACGUCUCGACUCAGCAUUUGACUGUUAGAAUCUUUGACGACGAGGGGAUUCAGGCCUCACAGCUUAUCGGGGCUGCUCAAGUGCCGCUUAAAGAUCUCGAGCCGGGUAAAGUUAAGGAUGUCUGGUUGAAACUAGUCAAGGAUUUGGAGGUCCAAAGGGAUACAAAAGACCGAGGCCAGGUGCAUUUGGAGCUUCUCUACUGUCCCUUUGGCACAGAGAGCAGCUUCAAGAGUCCGUAUAAUCAUGAUUUCGCAUUGACAACACUAGAGAAGGUACUUAAGCCCGAAAGCGAUGAUUCGGAAGGUGUGAAUCUUAAGAAGUCGCCGAAGAAAAGAGAGGUAAUCGUGAGAGGAGUGUUGUCCGUGACGGUAGUGGCUGCUGAAGGUUUGCCGGCCGUAGAUUUCAUGGGAAAAGCCGACCCGUUUGUAGUUAUCACCAUGAAGAAAUCAGACGUUAAAGCCAAGACGAGGGUCGUACCAGACAGCCUGAAUCCAGUUUGGAACCAGACGUUUGAUUUCGUAGUGGAAGAUGCUCUGCAUGAACUUCUGAUCCUCGAGGUCUGGGACCAUGAUAAAUUCGGCAAGGAUAAAAUCGGGAAAGUGAUAAUGACACUGACGAGAGUGAUGCUGGAAGGAGAGGUUCAAGACUGUUUCACCAUAGACGGAGCCAAAUCAGGGAAGCUUUGUCUUCAUCUCAGUUGGACUCCUCAGCUUAAGCUCCGUGACGCUUCUUGAUGCUUUCGCACGACCAAACACAGAGAAACUCUAACAGACACAUGCUUCUGUUUUUUUUUUUCUUUCUAUAUGUUUAAGAUUUUGAUUUUGUUUUAAUGGGUUUGGACGGAAUUUGGGGUCAUUUCUACACAUUUAUAAGUUUGAGAAAUAUCUGUAAUUUGGAUAUCCCACUCUGGAUAUUCCUAAUUUGUUUCCUAAACCCUAAUAAAAUUAAGGGAAAUUAGA